AUGGCCAACCAGCCCGCUCAGCCCGCAACGCAGCCGAGUCUUACGAGGCUGCUGCAAAAGAGUGCCGGGAGAAAGUCCAGCGCAUCAUCAAAGAAUGCCACCGUACCAAUGAAAAGUUCACCGACCCCGACUUUGAUAUCGAGUGGGAUCUCGAAGACAACUGCCUCAACGGCCUCGUCCGCUUCGACUGGGACGACUGGGACACCGAUGAUACCGGCAACGCCGUCAGCGCCGACCGCUUUCAAGCGAAGCCUUGACACCCUCGCCGAAUCCAACGCGCUCGGACCAGGCGGAACUGUCGCCUUGGACCCCGGAGUAGUCAGAGGCUACAUCGCCGACGACCCCUGGGCCGCUCUCUUCGGCGCCUGGGGAACCAAAGGCCAACCCGUGACCAAGGGAGCUACCCCCCAAGCUCAACAAGCUGCUGCCGCACAGAAAGGCGUCCUCCCCCACGGCAAAAACUCGCCCCGUCACCACACCGACCCCAGAGCCAACCCCAAAUCCACCAGGAGCAAGAACGGCGUCCAGUGCGGCGAGUGGUACAACCCCGGCUCCAAGCACCGCCUCGACUGGAUUUUUUCGUCUCCCCAAUGGACCAUAGACGGGUACUCGUCCUCGGACAUCAAGCAAGGCUCCAACGGCGACUGCUGGUGGCUCGCCGCCGUGGCCACCAUCACCCACCGAAAGGACCUAAUGGACAGAGUCUGCGUCGUCCGCGACGAGGAAGUCGGCGUGUACGGCUUUGUGUUCUACAGAGACGGGGAGUGGAUCUCUGCCGUGGUAGACGACAACCUCUACCUCCAGUACCCCGACUUUGACUACUACGGCGACCGGUACGACUCGACUGGCAAGUUGGCAAGGGAGUACAGAAAGAGAUACCAAACCGGGAGCGAAGCCCUCUAUUUUGCGCAGUGCGAAGACCAAAACGAGACUUGGCUCCCGAUCUUGGAGAAGGCGUACGCAAAGGUUCACGGGGAUUACGAGGCUAUUUCUGGGGGGUGGAGCGGGGAGGCUGUGGAGGAUAUGACUGGCGGUGUUACUACCACUGUUGCUGCCAACCGGGUGCUCAGGAAGGAUAAGCUUUGGAAGGAGCUGGUGAAUGCUGAUGGGGAGUUCGUCUUCGCCUUGUCGGCUAUCGGGACCGGGUGGGAUAGCUACAAGGGUGGCCUUGCGUUGGGGCAUGCUUAUUCUAUUCUUAAGGCUACGGAGGAGGUGGGUGAGGAUGGGAAGAAAGUGAGGUUGGUCAAGAUCAGGAACCCGUGGGGUCAGAGGAGCAGUGAUGGUGUGGGGGAGUGGAACGGGCCUUGGUCGGAUGGGAGCAAGGAGUGGACUCCUUACUGGUUCAAGAAGCUGAAUCAUACUUUUGGGGAUGAUGGUGUUUUUUGGAUGAGUUAUGCUGAUAUGCUGGAGACGUUUUUGUUUAUCCACCGGACUAGACUUUUUGAUGAGAAGUGGACGGUGGUGCAACAAUGGACGAGUGUGAGUGUGGGCUGGGUGGCGGGGUAUCUCAACCAGAAAUUCGUGAUCGAGGUCAAAAAAGCAGGGACGGUGGUUGUGGUGUUGAGCCAGCUUGACGAAAGAUACUUUCAGGGCUUUGAGGGACAAUACAACUUCUCCCUUCACUUCCUGUUGAAGAAAGAAGGCGGCAAGGACGAGGAGCACAUCUGCCGGGUGAGACCUGUUCACCAGUGGGAGAGCCGAUCGGUAAGCUGUGAGGUUGACCUCGAGCCGGGGAGGUAUGAGGUCUUGCCCAAGGUGACGGCCGAAAGAUGCGACUGGAGGAAUCAAGUCGAAGACGUUGUCAAAAAAUGGGCCGAUAAAAACCCCUCCAAACUCCGCCAGGUAGGCAUGCAAUACGACCUCGCCCACGCCAAAGGUGGCAUCCCCAACGAGGACGACCUCAUCCUCAAGAAAAAGGAGGAGGCCAAGAGGAAGGCUGAGGCGAAGAAGCUCAAGGCCAAAGAAAAGGCCAAGCGGAAGAAGGAGAGGGAGAAGGCUAAGAAGCGGAAGGAGAAGGAGAAGAAAAAGAAGGCUGCUGCUGCCGAGGUCACGGUGAAAGUUCCCGAGGGUGGUGAGACGACGGUUAAUGUCAAGGCUGGCGAGAAGAAGGAGGACACUGACAAGAAAGAGGAAUCGGAGAAAUCGGAGGAUGCGGUUGAGAAGAAGGAGGAUGCUGCUGCUGCUGCCACUACCAAGGCUGAGGAGAAGAAGACUGAAGCUCCCAAGACCAUCUCCACCGCCUCUUCGUCCGCCCCUGCUCCCCCCAAGGAAGGACAGAAGGAGGAGAAGAAAGACGACGGUAAGAAGGAGGAGACACUGGCUAUCAGGCCUGCCCCCACCACCACCACCACCACCACCACCCCAGCCGCGGAGGAGAAAGAAGCCAAGCCUGACGAGAACAAAGCAGAAGAGAAGAAAAAGGAAGAGGAGGAGGAUGAUUCCGAGUCUGAGUACGAGUCUGAAACGGAUGAGGAGGAGGAGAAAGAAAAGGAGGAGGAGGAACAGCGGCAGAAGGAGGAAGAAGAAGCCCGCAAAUUGGCCGAGGACGAGGACUCGCCUUCCAUCCCGUGGAACGCGGUUGCUGUUCUUGGGUUGAGGGUGUAUGCCCAGGAUGCCGGGGUGAGUGUGCACCUUGCCAAGCCGAAGAGUGAUGAGGAGGGGGCGAGUUUGGUGAUUGAUAGCCAGGCUGUGGGUGCUACUAUGUAG
This is a messenger RNA of Podospora anserina S mat+, 2706 nucleotides long. RefSeq lists its product as uncharacterized. Gene Ontology annotation, molecular function: calcium-dependent cysteine-type endopeptidase activity. Gene Ontology annotation, biological process: proteolysis. The record is from RefSeq and is a predicted model, not a curated record. Lineage: Eukaryota; Fungi; Ascomycota; Sordariomycetes; Sordariales; Podosporaceae. Gene Ontology annotation, cellular component: cytoplasm. The transcript is spliced from 2 exons. The coding region runs from base 1 to 2706 and encodes 901 amino acids.